GACCGCGGGAUUUUCGAAACGACGCGCUAUGUGUUAUCAGCAUCAAUCAGCAACGUGUUACAACAAUACAAAUAUUGCAAUGUCGUAUCAAAAGUAGUUAUCAUUAAUAAAUUCUAACAGUCGCAUCGUAUCGUCACACGUUUUUUUUUUCAAUUUUUUUUUAAGUUAAUGAUGGAAAAGUCUUCCUGCAGUUCUUUGCACCACUGGUUGUUGUCAGUCGGCCUAAACAGUAGUACAACUUAUCACAAUUGUCUGUCGGUGCUUCUUCCGUCGUCAGUGAUAAACAGUAACAACUGAAGUGUACGCAUACAUAGUAAUUUGUCUACAUUCAGGGAUUCACUGAACGUGAACGUAACAAUAGAGUGUUUUGUUUUCGAUUGUUGUUAAGUGUUGUGUGUUAAAAAAAGUAUGACUGCGAAAGAAAAAAACCAAGACGUCGUCCCGUGGACAGGGUUAAAUUUGGCUUGUGUUCGUAUUUUGCAAUUGUAUUGUAAAGUUUUCGACCAUCUUGACCUUUACCAGACGCAAAGAAAGAACUGCACCACUUGCAAAUGUACGAGGGAUUCUCACGAAGUGGUAGUGGAGCACGGGGCCAAAACUCGACUUGGAUUACUCGGCAGCAUUGCUGAUAGUUUGGAGCCUAGAACCUUAGGUUUUGCAUUUGUUCCUCCAGGACUUACAUCAGCCAGACAGAUCGAACAAUUCUAUUCGACUCUGCCAUCAUAUGAUGUGCCACGAUUAGGAACUAAGGGAGAAGUAUCGAGAAGCAUGCGACUGGUUCGCCAACUUCCCAGACAGGACCUGUCUUUAUCCGCAUGUAAAUUCAUCGAACCAGAAAACAAGGACAGUUAUCAGGAUUUUAUUACUGCACGGAACGAAAUAGCCCUCGAUGUGGGGAUCGGUCGUGCCGCCCCUCUUGCCAGCACAUGCGCAGGUUGUUCGAAAUCCAUUCCAACUCAACAGGCAUGCGUGGCAGCGCCUCGUCAGGGUAACUUACUUUACCACCCUGCCUGUUUUCGAUGUACCAAAUGUGACGAUCUCCUCGUUGACCUCGCCUAUUGCGUUAAGGACAAUCAAAUUUUCUGUGAAAGACAUUACGCCGAAACACUCAAACCACGAUGCGCGUCUUGCGAUGAGCUAAUUUUCAGUGGUGAGUACACCAAGGCUAUGAACAAAGACUGGCAUGGUCAACAUUUCUGCUGUUGGCAAUGCGAUGAAAGUCUCACUGGACAACGAUACGUACUUAGGGACGAUCAUCCUUAUUGCGUAGCCUGUUACGAAUCAGUUUUCGCAAACGCCUGCGAAAAAUGCGGCAGGACCAUUGGUAUUGAUUCCAAGUCAUUACUGUUGUUAAACAUGACCGACGUUUUCAACGAUCAGUUUCAUUCGAAACUAAAUUUGAAAACGAAAACCGUUGGAGCUGACAGAAUUAAAAAAGCAAAGGAUACCAACGAGGAUGUUGCAAUAUUAUCCAUGGAAUUGCCGGGUGAAAAUAAGCCCUUCAACUGUAAUUUAGGGGAUGAUUGUCUAUUAGGGGAUCCUAAAAAGUUGCCACUAGGAACGAAGAAGAUGGAAUACAAGACCAGACAAUGGCACGAGAAAUGUUUCUGUUGUGUUGUUUGCAAAACUCCCAUCGGUACUCAAAGUUUCAUCCCCCGUGAACAGGAAAUCUACUGCGCAAAGUGUUACGAAGAAAAGUACGCGACUCGUUGUGUAAAGUGCAACAAGGUAAUUACCAGCGGUGGUGUGACAUACAAGAACGAACCAUGGCAUAGGGAAUGUUUCACAUGCACCAACUGCAAUACGAGUCUAGCAGGUGCCCGAUUCACCAGUCGCGACGACAAGCCCUAUUGUGCCGACUGUUUCGGCGAACUCUUCGCCAAACGGUGCACCGCCUGCAGCAAGCCCAUCACCGGUAUCGGUGGUACUAAAUUCAUCUCCUUCGAGGACCGACAUUGGCACAACGAUUGCUUCUUCUGCGCCUCGUGUCGCACCAGCUUGGUCGGACGGGGUUUCAUCACCGACGGUGACGACAUCAUCUGUCCCGAUUGCGCCAAACAAAAACUCAUGUAAAAACGAGAAAGCAAAAUGAAAAUCGCACCGACUACAACGAGGGAGAUGAAUGAGGACGGUUGUGCGUUGUUUGCUGUUGGCUCUCUUUUCUUUUUUUUUUUUGUUUAAUAUGGAAAUUGUUGUAUUUAAUUUUUGUUUAUUUUAAUCUCAUUAGAUUCGUUGCCUGUGUUGAGUGGGAGAGAAAGAGAGAGAGAGAGCGUCGAAGGAUGAUGUGUGGUAAACGGAUGAAGAAACGCACACACUUAACAAACACUACUACUACACUUAAACUACUACACAACAACACCUACUGGUGAAUAACACUUUCGCAGGAUUGUUAAUACUUUUUUUUAUUUUCUUUUUGAUUUAUUUUCGAUUAUUAAUUUCAGUUGUUAUAAAAACCAUCAAAAAUCCGUCCAAAAGUUUGUAAUUUCGGGGACAGGAAAUAAUACUCACUAAAUAUUAGAUUUUAAAAAUUGUAUCGAUUAGGAUUCUUUUAAUGUCUUAAUCAUUUACAAGCAAUCCUGCGUAUCUUACUCCUUAGCCGCAUAAAAUUUUAGAAAAAUCGAUUUAUUUGCCUGUUAUCGUAUUGUAUGCUUAAAAAAAUCUAACACGUACACAUACACAACACUA
This is a messenger RNA of Agrilus planipennis (emerald ash borer), 2685 nucleotides long. Its product is annotated as LIM and senescent cell antigen-like-containing domain protein 1. Lineage: Eukaryota; Metazoa; Arthropoda; Insecta; Coleoptera; Buprestidae. Gene Ontology annotation, molecular function: zinc ion binding. The transcript is spliced from 8 exons. Bases 409 to 2073 code for a protein of 554 amino acids. The record is from RefSeq and is a predicted model, not a curated record.